AAAAGCAGAUGUGAAGUCUCUCAUGGCGAAGUUUAACACAGGGGGCAACCCGACAGAGGAGGUCUCGGUCAGCAGCCGACCCUUCAAAGUCACGGGGCAAAAUUCACCUUUAGGAGUACAAGCAAAAAAGAACUUAUUCAACAACCAAGGAAAUGCCAGCCCUCCAGCAGGACCCAACAACACAUCAAAGUUUGGGUCUCCAAAGCCACCUGUGGGAGUGAAACCUUCUUCUGAGGAAAAGCCUGACAAGGAGCCCAAGCCCCCGUUUUUAAAGCCCACAGGAGUGGGCCAAAGAUUCGGAUCACCAGCAGUCUCAGCUACCAGAGACCCUGAGGUAAAAGCGGGAUUUCUGAAGCCUGUAGGUCCCAAGCCUAUCAACUUUCCCAAAGAAGAUUCUAAACCUGUUUUUCCCCGGCCUCCUGGGAAUAAGCCUUCGCUUCACAGUGUAAACCAAGACCAUGACUUAAAGCUGCCAGGCCCAAAGCCCGGCUCUAAUCCUCCAGCCCAGGAAAAUGAUCAGAAACAAGUGUUUCCAAAGUUGUCUGCGGUUCAAGGCAAGUUCGCAUCGGCCUCUCAAGAUCAUGACCCCAAGCCCCAAUUCCCCAAACCCGUCUUUGGCCAGAAGCCAUCCCUGAGUAUUGAAGACCCUCAUGAGGUCGAGAGCCCCACUAAGAAUGCAUCUCCACAGAGAGGACCCCCGGUCCCUCUGGGAGUCAAGCCUAAAACUGGCCCUUUAAAGCCAGCAAGGGAAGACUCAGAAAACAAAGACCAUGAAGGCGAGACAUCAAGUUCACCUUUUCUUGGAGUGGUUCUGAAACCCUCUGCAAGCAGAGGAAUCCCAAGCCUCUCAAAAAAUGCUGAAGAAAAGAAAGAAGACAGAAAGAUAGAUGCUACUAAGAAUGUAUUCCUGAACAAAAUAAAUCAGGAAGAGUCAGCCUCUGGUGCUCCUCCUGCCAAGUUUCCUAAGCCACCUUCUAAGGUGACGAUGGCAGGGCCUUGGGGCCAAAGCCAGGAAAAGGAAGACAAGAAUUCGGCCGCCCCUAAGCAGAAGCCCCUUCCUCCCUUGUUUCUCUUGGGGCCACCUCCACCAAAACCCAGUAGACCACCAAAUGUCGACCUGACGAAAUUCCGAAAAGCUGUUUCUGGAAACAGUACCAGCAAAAGCCAAACGUCUUACUCAACAACUUCCUUACCACCACCUCCACCACCCCAUCCGGCCAGCCAGCCACCACUGCCAGCAUCUCACCCAACACAACCACCAGUCCCAAGUCUACCUCCCAGAAACAUUAAACCUCCCUUAGAUCUAAAAAGCCCUAAAAAUGAAGAAAAUCAAGAUGAUAUCAUGCAUUCUAAUGGUACUGGAAAUCUAAAUGAGGAAGAAAGUGAAGGAGAAACAUAUGAAGACAUAGAAGCAUCCAAAGAACGAGAGAAGAAAAGGGAAAAGGAGGAAAAGAAGAGAUUAGAGCUGGAGAAAAAGGAACAGAAAGAGAGAGAAAAGAAAGAACAAGAGAUAAAGAAGAAAUUUAAACUAACCGGCCCUAUUCAAGUCAUCCACCUAGCAAAAGCUUGCUGCGAUGUCAAAGGAGGAAAGAAUGAACUGAGCUUCAAGCAAGGAGAGCAAAUUGAAAUAAUCCGCAUCACAGACAAUCCUGAGGGGAAAUGGUUGGGCAGAACAGCAAGGGGGUCAUAUGGCUAUAUUAAAACCACUGCUGUAGAUAUUGACUAUGAUUCCUUGAAACGGAAAAAAACCUCUCUCAGCCCUCUGUCAUCAAGACAUAUUGAAGACGACCAAGAAGUGUACGAUGAUGUUGCAGAGCAGGAUGAGGCUAGCAGCCACAGUCAAAGUGGAAGUGGAGGGAUGUUCCCACCUCCCCCAGAUGAUAUUUAUGAUGGGAUUGAAGAGGAACAUGCUGAUGAUGGCUCCACGUUACAGGUUGAAGAGAAGAUUAACUCAUGGUCCUGGGGGAUUUUGAAGAUGUUAAAGGGAAAAGAUGACAAAAAGAAAAGUAUACGAGAGAAACCUAAAGUCUCUGAGUCAGACAAUAAUGAAGGUUCAUUUUUCCCUUCUCCUCCUAAACAAUUGGAUGUGGGAGAGGAGGUUUAUGAUGAUGUGGAUGCUUCUGAUAUCCCUGGUCCCUCAGCAGAGAUGAGUCAAGGAACCAAGGCCAAGACAGAAGAAAAAGAUCCUAAGAAGCUAAAAAAGCAGGAAAAAGAAGAAAAAGACUUCAGGAAAAAAUUUAAAUAUGAUGGUGAAAUUAGAGUCCUAUAUACAACUACAAUUGUGCCCUCCUUAACUUCUAAAAAGUGGGGGAACAGAGAUCUGCAGGUAAAGCCUGGUGAAUCUCUUGAAGUUAUACAAAACACAGAUGAUACAAAAGUUCUCUGCAGGAAUGAAGAAGGAAAAUAUGGUUAUGUCCUUCGGAGUAACUUGGCGGACAAUGAUGGAGAAAUCUAUGAUGACAUUGCUGAUGGCUGCAUCUAUGACAAUGACUAGCUCUCAGCUUUGAUCAUUCUGCUACGUUCAUUUGAUGCCAUUAUGAAGUCUGGGUUUUAGUUGGCAUGUGUCAUUGGGUACCAUAGAAAAUGAGUGCACAAAACUACUUAUUAUCAUCUGUUAUAAAAUUUUGAUUAUCUUUAUAAAGUUUUGAAAUUUUGGACUUAGAAAAUGAUCUCUCUACUAAAUUGACAUUUUGGAAGACUGCAUCAAUGCGAUGUAAGAACUAUCAAGUAUCCUAUUUCUGCCUCAGCUACAAUUACGAAGGCGCUUCUGUUAGACCAUCUACAGACAACUGCCCUUUCAAAAAAAAAUAAUUUGAGAAGAAAUGAUUGUGUUGU
Molecule: messenger RNA, 2835 nt
Organism: Pteropus alecto (black flying fox)
Lineage: Eukaryota; Metazoa; Chordata; Mammalia; Chiroptera; Pteropodidae
Gene: FYB1
Product: FYN binding protein 1
Exons: 18
Coding region: 23-2494 (823 amino acids)
Biological process (GO): T cell receptor signaling pathway; integrin-mediated signaling pathway; protein localization to plasma membrane
Cellular component (GO): plasma membrane
Molecular function (GO): lipid binding; protein binding
Source: RefSeq, a predicted model, not a curated record